Molecule: messenger RNA, 1188 nt
Organism: Entrophospora sp. SA101
Lineage: Eukaryota; Fungi; Glomeromycota; Glomeromycetes; Entrophosporales; Entrophosporaceae
Source: the annotation of a GenBank genome assembly
AUGACUUAUGCUGCACUAUCUCAUUCCGAAACGUUGAUCAAAGAACAUGAAUCAAAAUUAGAUGAAUCUGAUAAACUUAGUAAACAUAACAGAAGUUUGAUAGAUAGUUUACAGAAUUACAUAAAAGAUUUGGAAGGAAAACUUCAAAAACAUGGUAAUGACGGUGGUGGUGAUUCGAAAUCAGUAUCAAAAGAGGAACAUCCCGAGAAAUUUAUUAGUGAGACGGUGCGAUUGCUAGAAAAAAGAUUGGAAGAGAAAGAAGAAGCCUACAAGAAAUUAGAAGAGAAAUUCAAAAGGGUUGAAAUCGAUCAAGAUAAAAAAGUACUUUAUCAACAAAUCGAUGACCGUGACCGUAGAAUUUCUGAUCUGGAUAAUAGAUUAAAUCUACUUAACGAUGAACUUGAAUCAAAACUUUUGAAAUUGCAAAAAUCAUAUGAUGAAGUCUUGAAAUCAGAAUUGGAUGUGUUGAAAUCGAUAGAAGAUGUUGAAACAGUUGAAAAAUUAAAGGAAAAUAUAAAACAACUUGAAGUUCAGAAAUUAGGAUUGGAAGAGGCGAAUGAAUCAUUUAUGGAGGAACAAAAGAAAGUUGAUUUGAAAAUUGAUUCGUUGUUGGUUCAAUUGAAGUCUGCAGGAAAUCACGGAAGUCAAAGUGCAAUUUAUCUUGCUGAAUUGAAUGAAAAAUUGUUGGUACUCGAAGAUCAAAUAAAAAAUUUGAAACGAAGAUCAAUAAUUAAUCUUAAAGGUGAAAUAAAGAAUGGCAAUGAUGAUGAUGGUAGCACGCCAGAAAAUUCUUUAACAUGUAAUCAUAAUAAAUUGAUUAAUGGUCUAAAUGAAAAGAUAUCAUUGUUGGAAGAAGUUAAUGGAGAAAAAUCAAGCAUGAUAGAAACAUUAAAAGAUUCACUUGAUGACAAUCAAACGAUGCUAGAAGAGGCACGAGAAAAAUUAGAUGAAUUGCGACAAGAGAAAACAAGGUUAGAGGAACGAAUCACCAGUUUAGAGUCACAAUUAGAACAAACGACAGAGCAAUAUGAAAAAGUCAAGAAUUUUAUUGAAGAAAAACGAAAUAUGGAGAGUGCUUUAGAACAAGAGAGACGAUCCAAGAAAAAUGUUGAAGUAGCUUUAGCCCAACUUGAGAAUCAAUUGGAAGAACUUCAGAUCGCAAAGAGAAGUAAAUUCAUGUGCUUUUAA